Mercurialis annua (annual mercury) is the source of this 2182-nucleotide messenger RNA. Its product is annotated as probable RNA helicase SDE3. Lineage: Eukaryota; Viridiplantae; Streptophyta; Magnoliopsida; Malpighiales; Euphorbiaceae. The transcript has 4 exons. The record is from RefSeq and is a predicted model, not a curated record. The coding region runs from base 170 to 2050 and encodes 626 amino acids.
CAAGUGUCUACAUAGAAUACAUAUAAUAGCAAAGUGUAGCUUGCUAUUGGCUACUUUAUGUUUUGGUGAGCAGUAGAAGCUUUCCUCUUCUCUUAAGUUUCUGUUUGUAUCAGUCAGUCAACACCAAUGCUCACUCACAAUCUUCAAUAACAUCUAAGAAAAGGUCCAAAUGUCUGUGUUUCUUGAAAUCCUGAAGUGUAUUCUUUGUUGUGCUGAAGACGACAAUCAAGAUUCGAGGAGAUAUGAGGCUUUACAGACAACCCGAGAGACACCGAGUAGUUCUCGUUUCAAUGAAAAGCUUACAUUUGAUUCAGGGUCUUCAGCAAAACAAUCAUCAACACAUGCUGAGUCAGUGUAUAAUGUAGUUACUAAAUCUAAUAGUUCUACCAAAUAUUUACCUGUAUCUUCCUGUAGUCCGCCCACUUCUUCCUAUAGGCCACCGCAACCGGAAACAAUUGCAUCUAUCUCAAGGACAACUAUAUCGAGGUUGAAAGUCCAAGUCCCUGCAGACAAAAACCCAAUUUACAGUGGUUCGGAAAAACCAACUCCAGUUUUGCCUAAUCUUCCGAAUCAGCAGACAAAAGCCAACUUUACGGAGGUUCAGAAAACUACCUCUCCUUCAUUUGUUGCACCUGAAGUUUCUUCUAGGUCUUCUCCAUCUUCUAAGAAACUUCAAGCUUCGGCUUCCUCGGGUAAAGCUAUUUUGGUUCCUGAUCUUUCUCUUACCCAAUGCUUAUCGGGUAAGGAUGGAAAGCCUACCUAUACGAUUCCCAAGGAUGUAAAGGAUUUGUUUGAAAAGGAUGAAGUUCCUGAAGUUCUAAAAGGGCCAUUGUCUAAAUCAACAUACAAGGACUAUUUUGCUGCACUUCUGUAUGCAGAGGACUACUAUCUCGAGAAAUGGAGCAAGUUCAAUUUGUCGAAUAUCACUUUCAAGUUGCAAGCGCCACACUCUAAAGAGCGAGAUAUAAUCUUUCAAGAGUCAUGGUUUAGCCAGACCUCUGAAAAGGAUGAUAAAACCUUUUUUAGAUUUGAGAUUAGCUCGUCACUCAAGGAGCGGCCAUUUCUUUUAUCAAGGGACUUUGUUUUUGCAAUACCUUCAGGAAGCAACAUGAAGCCAUUUCAGGGUAAUAUUUAUCGCGUGGAGAAAAGCACUACUGUACUAGUCAAGUUUGAUAAAGAAUUUCACCGUCAGCACCACUCUACCAGGAAAUAUGAUGUUUCAUUCGGUUUUAACAGAGUUUGUUUGAAAAGGUGUCAUCAAGCAAUCGCAGCUGCAUCGAAUGAGUUAUUCAGAAACUUCAUUUUUCCUGAUUAUGACUUCAGAAGGAGCAUCCUCAGCUUAACACCGCCUUUUUGUAAUCAUAACCUUGAUUUAGAUCAAAGGUCUGCAGUUUCUCAUGUCUUAAACUGUCAGGGUCCACCACCUUAUCUCGUCAACGGCCCUCUUUGUGCAACAAGGGAUAUUUUUGAAUUAUCAAGAACUGGACUAGUGGUUAAAGAAGCAGUACUUGACAUUUAUCAAAGAUCUCCGAAGCACCGGAUUCUUUUAUGUGCGCCAAUUAACAGCACAUGUGACCUUCUGAACAAAAAACUGAACAAGUACAUGCCGGAUUCUGAUAUAUUUCGAGCGAAUGCUGCAUUUCGAGAUAAAGACGACGUGCCGGAAGAUAUUCUUCCGUCGUGUCUAUACAAAUAUCAAGAUGAAUACUUUGCUGUUCCUAAAUUUGAGGAACUCCAGAAAUUCAGAGUGGUAAUAUCUACUUAUAUGAGUAGCUUUCGGCUGCGUAAUGUAGGCAUCACUCCUGGUCAUUUUAGUCAUGUUUUUCUGCUGGAUGCCUCAUCGGCUACUGAGCCAGAAGUAAUGGUUGCUCUGUCCAGUUUAGCCGAUGAGAGCACAACUGUCAUAGUCACCGGUGCACCCGGAAAUCGGCCAGGUUGGGUGCGAUCUAGUGUUGCAAGGACUAGAGGACUCAGGAUAUCAUACUUUGAAAGAAUUAACUUGAGAGAUCCAUAUUAUAGUGAUGAUCCCAUGUUUAUCACAAAUCUGUAAUCCAUAUUAUAGUGCCGAAAGAAGCCAAUGUUGGUCAUCUGUUUAAUCUGCAUGCAAUUGAGGGAAAAACUGUACUAUUUGAGUGUGUGAAUUUUUCUGAAUUUGGUAUUUGAGUGUUUGAAUUUUUCUGAA